Messenger RNA from Arachis ipaensis, 792 nucleotides. NCBI's taxonomy places the organism in Eukaryota, Viridiplantae, Streptophyta, Magnoliopsida, Fabales, Fabaceae. The record is from RefSeq and is a predicted model, not a curated record.
AAAUAACAACCUGUGCUGGCAAGUGGUAAUGGCAUCUUCUCCCAAACCAUAACAACAUAUCAGAAGGGAUAGUAGCAGGGACGAGCAUGGCGGCAUCGUUAUCAAGCAUCCUCUUCAAGGGAUUAGCUUCUCGUUCUCGUUCUCCUUCUCUUGCAACUCCGUGUUUCCAGUUAUCUAAUUAUGGAAUGAGAUACUUCACGACGGUGUCAAAUGAUCCUGACACUCAUGACGACUUCAAGCCAGCGAAUAAACUUGAGAAUUCUGGCAUUUCAUUGGCAGAUGUUGUUGAGAAGGAUGUCAAAGAGAAUCCCGUUAUGCUUUACAUGAAAGGUGUGCCUGAUUUUCCACAGUGCGGAUUUAGUUCACUUGCUGUUAGAGUUUUAAAACAAUAUGAUGUUCCCAUAAGUGCUAGGAACAUUUUGGAGGAUCCCGAACUGAAAAGUGCUGUAAAAGCUUUCAGUCAUUGGCCAACAUUUCCACAAGUUUUCAUCAAGGGAGAGUUUAUUGGCGGAUCAGAUAUUAUCCUUAAUAUGCACCAGAAUGGCGAGCUGAAGGAAAAGCUUAAAGAUAUUACAUCCAAGAAGUAAAAGCACAACUAUGGUGAUGAAACUUGAGAGUAAAUUAGCUUAGAAAAACUUGUUUGAUGUAUUACUCUUGUUUUUGGCCGAAAGAUGCCAUUAUGUGACUUUUUGGUAUCGGAUUUUAAUGAUAGUAAUAAGUUUGUUUGCAAAUAAAAAUUUACUGCUAGUUUUGAGGUAUUUCUUUGUAUGAGAAUUUUCGUGGAUGUUCCUU